This is a messenger RNA of Alexandromys fortis (reed vole), 851 nucleotides long. It is a transcript of the gene Vip, whose product is annotated as vasoactive intestinal peptide. Gene Ontology annotation, cellular component: extracellular region; neuron projection. The transcript is spliced from 6 exons. Bases 339 to 851 code for a protein of 170 amino acids. Gene Ontology annotation, molecular function: neuropeptide hormone activity; peptide hormone receptor binding. Gene Ontology annotation, biological process: negative regulation of potassium ion transport; negative regulation of apoptotic process; epinephrine secretion. NCBI's taxonomy places the organism in Eukaryota, Metazoa, Chordata, Mammalia, Rodentia, Cricetidae. The record is from RefSeq and is a predicted model, not a curated record.
UCUAUCUUGAACUUGUUUGCUAUAAAUGUAUAUAAAUCAGGCAUGAUGACAAUUUAAUAAGAACUUCAAGACCUGUUCAUCCCAUGGGAUCACCACUGUGACGUCUUUCGGGCAGCCUUCUGAUUGCUCAGCCCCAAGCACAAGCCUUAUAAAACGAGGGACUUUGAAAUGCUGGUCAGGUUGGAGUGCAGAGCUCUAGCAGGCAACAGCCAUCCAUUCCCCAGGACCAGGACAGACUGGUGGAGCCUUCUCCCGGCCAGGACUUUCAGCACCCUAGACAGCUCCUACUCUCCCUGAAAGCAGCCCAGCCUCAAGGAAACAGCCAAGGAGGCACCGAGAUGGAAGCCAGAAGCAAGCCCCAGUUCUUGGCGCUCCUGAUGCUCUUCAGUGUGCUGUCUUCUCGGUCCCUGGCCUGGCCUCUCUUUGGACCACCUUCUGCUGGGAGGUUGGAUGACAGGAUGCAGUUUGAAGGAGCAAGUGAUCCUGAUCAAGUCUCAUUAAAAGCAGACACUGACAUCUUGCAGAAUGCCUUAGCGGAAAACGACACACCCUAUUAUGAUGUAUCCAGAAACACCAGGCAUGCUGAUGGAGUUUUCACCAGCGACUACAGUAGACUUCUGGGUCAGAUCUCUGCCAAAAAAUACCUUGAGUCACUCAUUGGAAAACGAAUCAGCAGUAACAUCUCAGAAGACCCUGUGCCAAUCAAACGGCACUCGGAUGCAGUCUUCACGGAUAACUACACCCGCCUCAGGAAACAAAUGGCAGUAAAGAAAUACUUGAACUCCAUUCUGAAUGGAAAGAGGAGCAGUGAGGGAGGUUCUCCAGACUUCCCUGAAGAGCUAGAAAAAUGA